AUGGCACCUGUACACUUAGAAUCGCUUGCUUUUGCAAAAAUUAUUUUGCACGUUUCCAAAUAUCCACACGCCGCUGUCAACGGAGUUCUCUUGGGCGAUAUUGUUGGUGGGAAGCUUGUUAUUCGUGACUGUAUUCCCCUUUUCCAUGGAUGCCUUACUCUAACUCCAAUGAUAGAAGUUGCACUUACUCAAAUUGAAGUCUACUGUGAUGCAAUGAACUGGAAAAUUUGUGGCUACUAUCAAGCGAAUGAAACGCUAAAUUCCAACGAGCUAAAUCUGGUUGCCACGCGAAUUGGUGACAAGAUUUUCGAAAAUAGCAGCCAAGGCAAUAUAAUCAUCGUGCGCAACGAUCGUUUGCGAUCCCUCUCUCCUGAAGCUUUUUCACUCUACUGUAGGCGUGAUGGCAGUUGGCAGGAGACCUCGCGUCCUUCCGUUGAGCAAUCUGCCGCUGAGUUUGUCAAAUCGUUUUUGGACGAGUCCAUUAUAGAAGGCUUCGCUGACUUUGAUAAUCAUCUGGAUAAUAUUCUAAUGGAUUGGCGGAACAUUGGUUUUUUCCACCUCAAUGAAAUUGAUAAGGUUAAAUAA
Echinococcus granulosus is the source of this 585-nucleotide messenger RNA. RefSeq names its product Neighbor of COX4. The record is from RefSeq and is a predicted model, not a curated record. Lineage: Eukaryota; Metazoa; Platyhelminthes; Cestoda; Cyclophyllidea; Taeniidae. The transcript has 3 exons. The coding region runs from base 1 to 585 and encodes 194 amino acids. Gene Ontology annotation, cellular component: EMC complex.